CCAAGUCAUCGAAAACUUGAUGUUGAGGAAUGUGAGUAUGUCUGGUCAAAUUCCUACUUACAUCUGGAGUAAACCGGUCUUGAGAUCUCUUGAUUUAUCGUUUAACAAGUUGAGCGGUGAAGUUCUUGGCAUAAACUUAGUACCAAAAUUUACCUACUUGACUAGCAAUAUGCUUUCCGGGGAAAUUAAAUCUGGUGUUUACCUCAACAGCAAAUCAAAUAUUGACCUUUCUUAUAACAAUUUCUCAUGGCCGUCUAGCUGCCAAGAAAGGAGUAACAUUAAUACAUACCGGAGCUCAUAUUUAAAGAACACUUUAACCGGGAUUCUUCCAUGCGCUGGUUCAGUCACCUGCAAGAAAUAUCAAAGAUCACUACAUAUAAAUUGUGGUGGGGAAACUGUAACUGUCACAAACUCUUUGGGUAAAAUCACUUAUCAAGCCGAUAACAGUGAGGUCAAAGCUGCUACAAAUAUGCACUUCAAGAACUGGGGAAUUAGUAAUACUGGUGACUUUAUGGACGAUGGAGAGGAAAAUGACAAAUACAUCAUGUCAACUAAUAAAACACUACCUGGAGAUUCUCCUGAUCUUUAUAAGACUGAUCUUUAUAAGACUGCACGUCGAUCUGCUCUCUCUCUUGUUUAUUAUGCGUUUUGCUUGGAAAAUGGAGAAUAUAAUCUGAAACUCCAUUUUAUGGAGAUUCAGUUUUCAGAGCAAGAACUAUAUAGUCGUCUAGCUAGACGCAUAUUUGAUGUCUAUGUUCAGGGAAAAUUGUUCUUGAGGGAUUUUAACAUCAGACAGGAGGCUAAUGGGACUCUGAAGUCUAUUGUGAAAGAACUGAAAGCUGUUAAUGUGACCGAUCAUAAGUUAGAGAUUUGGUUGUAUUGGGCGGGUAAAGGGACAACACUCAUACCCAAAAGAGGAAACUAUGGUCCUAUGAUCUCUGCUAUCUCCUUGUGUCACAGCAUGGAGCAACAUUGUGGAGUGGAGAAAACCAAAAAUCACAUCAAUUAUCCACUAAUCUUUGGGGUAACGGGUCCCUUGGUAGCAAUUAUUUUCUUGGCUUUGGGAUUCUAUGCUCAGAGAAAAUGCAGACGGGACAAGAAAAAGAGAGAAAGAGACCUGAGAGCCGAGGGUUUGCAAACUGUUUGCUUUACAUGGAGGCAACUGCAAGCUGCAACAAACAAUUUUGAUGAAGCCAACAAACUUGGAGAAGGAGGUUUCGGAUCCGUAUUCAAAGGAGAGCUGUCAGAUGGAACUAUCAUUGCAGUGAAGCAGCUCUCUUCCAAGUCAUGCCAAGGAAACAGAGAAUUUGUGAAUGAGAUAGGCAUGAUCUCUGGUCUGAAUCAUCCAAACCUUGUCAAGCUUUACGGAUGCUGUGUCCAAAAGGAUCAACUGCUGCUCGUGUAUGAGUACAUGGAAAACAACUCCCUUGCUCUUGCUUUGUCUGGAAAGAGCUCCUUGAAACUAGACUGGGCAGCAAGAAAGAAAAUCUGUGUGGGAAUCGCAAGAGGGCUUGAUUUUCUCCAUGAAGGAGCUGCGAUCAGAAUGAUUCACCGUGACAUAAAGACUCCCAAUGUGCUUCUAGGCGCCGACCUUAAUGCAAAGAUAUCUGACUUUGGUUUGGCUAGGCUUCACGAAGAAGAACACACACACAUUAGCACCAAAGUCGCAGGAACCAUCGGAUAUAUGGCUCCAGAAUAUGCUUUAAUGGGUCAUUUGACCGAGAAAGCAGAUGUGUACAGCUUUGGGGUUGUGGCAAUGGAGAUUGUUAGUGGGAAAAGUAAUACAACACAAAAGGGAAGCGAUGACAACGCCCCACUUAUUAAAUGGGCCAUGACACUGCAACAAAAAGGGGACAUAAUGGAGAUAGUAGAUCCGAAGCUCGAAGGUGAGUUCAACAGCCUAGAAGCAGAGAGGAUGAUCAGAGUUGCUCUUGUUUGCACAAAUGCAAAUCCCUCUUCACGUCCACUGAUGUCAGAGGCAGUGAAAAUGCUGGAGGGAGAGAUGGAAAUACCACAGAUUCUGUCAGGUCCUGCCGUGUAUGGACAUGAUUUGAACUUUUCAAAGCUGAUGGAGAUGCAAGAGUCAACCUCGAUGUCUGGUUAUGGACUGUCCCAUUUAAUCAAGGAUCAGCCACCUCAAACUCCACAACAGAGUUUUCUUCCUAGUCAUUGUAAUAUGUAAGGUUUAGUUGCGAGGACUAUCUACUAAAAUUAACUUCAAACUCCAUAUCAUUAGAAGUUGUCUGAAACCUUACGUUGGAUAUUUUAUAAUCUAUGUAUGUUUCCAUGAAA
Raphanus sativus (radish) is the source of this 2292-nucleotide messenger RNA. RefSeq names its product probable LRR receptor-like serine/threonine-protein kinase At1g29720. Gene Ontology annotation, molecular function: protein kinase activity; ATP binding. The coding region runs from base 20 to 2182 and encodes 720 amino acids. Gene Ontology annotation, biological process: protein phosphorylation. The record is from RefSeq and is a predicted model, not a curated record. The transcript has 16 exons. Lineage: Eukaryota; Viridiplantae; Streptophyta; Magnoliopsida; Brassicales; Brassicaceae.